Molecule: messenger RNA, 1950 nt
Organism: Callorhinus ursinus (northern fur seal)
Lineage: Eukaryota; Metazoa; Chordata; Mammalia; Carnivora; Otariidae
Source: RefSeq, a predicted model, not a curated record
AUGAGCCACAGGACCUCUUCCACCUUCAGAGCGGAGAGAAGCUUCCAUUCCUCCUCGUCCUCGGCCUCCUCGGCCUCCUCGGCCUCCUGUGCCCUCCCAGCCCAGGACCCGCCCAUGGAGAAAGCCCUGAGCAUGUUUUCCGAGGAUUUUGGCAGCUUCAUGCGGCCCCACUCGGAGCCCCUGGCCUUCCCAGCUCACAGCAGCCUUCCCCCUAUAGCCCGUCCCGGGGGGCCGGGCAACAUCAAGACCCUCGGGGAUGCCUACGAGUUUGCAGUGGACGUGAGUGACUUCUCACCUGAAGACAUCAUUGUCACCACCUCCAACAACCACAUCGAGGUGCGGGCUGAGAAGCUGGCAGCUGACGGCACGGUCAUGAACACCUUCGCUCACAAGUGUCAGCUGCCGGAGGACGUGGACCCCACCUCGGUGACCUCUGCCCUGAGGGAGGACGGCAGCCUCACCGUCCGGGCCCGGCGCCACCCGCACACGGAGCACGGCCAGCAGACCUUCCGGACCGAGAUCAAAAUCUGAGGGCCUCCCUGUCCCGGGCCCCUCCCGCUCCCCCCUUCUCCCCACACUGGCCUGCCAGAGAAGUUUGCCUCACCCCUCAUGACAGCUUGCAGCACUUCCCAGCUCAAGCUCCAGGCCCUGAGGUGGCUCAUCCCCCCUAAACUGAGGCCUUCUGCUCCCCAGGGCAGGCCAGGGAAACUUUUGCCUCACCUACAGCCCCCAAGAUUCCAGAUGUGGCCUCUUUCACUGAAUCCGGGAUAAAGGGAUUGAGAUGGGAAAGGAAGCUCCCAGAGAACCCACUUUGGGGAAAGGGACUGCGACAGGCAGGAUCUCCAGGCAAAUAAUCUGCAGGACAGACAGACAGACAAACCCUUUGAUCUCUGGAGUCUCUGCAGGGCAGGGGUGGAGGGGACAGAGACCUGGGACCCCCUUGACCGAGGGGAGUGGGGGGGAGGCAGAGGCGCUGAUCCAAGUGGAACUGCACAGGGAAGCCAGAGGGGACAGCCCCGGCGGGGAACCUCCUCUCUGCCACACCCCAAGCCCCAAGCCCCAAGCCCCAAGCCAGGCUGCCUGCCUACCUGGUGCCCCCACCAGCCUGCUGUGCCGGGGCGGGGCCACACAAUGUCUGUAUAUAGAUGGGGUUCUUCCAAUACACCUGGUUCGUGAUAAACUGUACAGCACCCCUGACCCCCACCUCCCCCCCCCCGCUUGUGUCCCCAGGCAAGGCCUCACUGAGCGGUGGGGCUGGUCCUUCCUCCCACCCCGAGACCAGGGCUCCUGCGGCUGCCUCCCCUGCAGACAGGUCACCCAGCUGAGGUGGGAGAGACAGCAUGGAUGGGACCUUAGGUCUUCAAGGUUGGACCCCUUGAAGUUUCUUGUCAACCUUCCCCUGUGGCCAGUCACCUCCCCCAUCCUGCCCCCUCUUUAAUCGGUGAAUCUAUAGGCUUGGUGUGUGUAUAUACCACACACACAUGCCCAUGGUCACAUCCUUCAAAUACUGAACAAUACCAUUAGCUGAGGCUGAAUUCAGCAUAUUCGAAAAUCAGAUUUUAUAAUCUCUAUUUUUAUCAGUGGGGAAACUGAGUCCCUGAGCAGUUGAAAGCCCGGCUCAUUCAUUAAAGGCUGGAUUUGAACCCAGGCUGUGAAAGCUGCUCUCAAGCGGACCCCCUCCCCUCUGAGCACGGGGGAGUAGUUCCCCUCCUUCUGCCUCAUGUGGCCUCUGCAUCCUGCCCCACAUCUUCAUGCUGAAGAGUGCCCGGAUUGUAGGAAGAGCCCCCAACCCAGUUCCCUUCUAGUCUCCAGUCCAGGGCAAGGGACCUCCAGGGAGGUCAUCCUUCAUCUUAGGGAGCCUCAGAUACCCCCAGUGACACUGGCUCAGUCUCCAACAUACAGAAGCAGGGGUGGGGGGGAAAGGGGUGGUUCACAGUAGUUGAGGCCCCC